Molecule: messenger RNA, 3645 nt
Organism: Cyclospora cayetanensis
Lineage: Eukaryota; Apicomplexa; Conoidasida; Eucoccidiorida; Eimeriidae
Exons: 12
Coding region: 1-3645 (1214 amino acids)
Source: RefSeq, a predicted model, not a curated record
AUGAUCCCCAAAGCAAAGCGCAAGGAUAAGCAAAAGGGGGCCCCUCCCUCCGCUCUAACCACGGAUGCGGCUUCUUCCAUCCCACAGAAAAACCUUUUCUGGGGGCCAUCCGCCCCUGGGGCCCCGCGUCAGAUGGAAAAUGGGGGAUCGUCUCACGAUGAAGGGGCCCCUAGAGCCAGCAGGAGACGUAGCAGGAGGCUAAGAGAUAAAAGUCCCCCUGACUACUCUGCGGAUGAAAUUAUUUCGCUUGUGGCAGACCCACUCCACCACAACCACCACCGCAUCGGCAAAAAGCAGCACCCGCAACAGCAGGAGCUGCAGGAGCACAGUGACGGCGGGAAGCCACAGCAGCGACAUAAGAAGCGAGGGGCCCCCAGAGGCCUAGCCUCUUCAAAGCCUUCGUCUCGGAGGCCACGCAGAGAAGAUAGCCGUGGAGUCACAGCAGAGGACCCUUGGGGGGGAACCCUUUCGCUCAGCAUUCCUGGCAGACACGCAGGGGGGCCUGUGUCGACUGCUCCCACUUCAGGGCAAGCAUUCGAGCCAGCCUCUUCACCUCUAAGCGCUCUAGCUCCCACAGUUGCAGCUUCAGGAGCAGAAACAGGAGACGAGGCCUGCGUCUUGGUACCCUUGAAGCAGGCGAGGGCCCUCCUUGCGUCUGCGUCUCCCGCUGCAAUCCAGCUGGCGGCAGCAGCAGCAAAACCCCUUCCCCAGGUGGCUCCACAGAACAGGUACUGUGCGACUGGAGGCAGGGGCCCCUGGGGGCCUCCUCAUUUUGAAGACAUUGGAGGAGAAGUGCCUCCCGUGGAGUCUCCUCAUGCAGAGACCAUCGUCGCGCUGAGGCCCCCGCACACCUACAAGGGUGCCUUUCCCGAAGUGGGAUGUGAUGGCGACCCCCUCUUAUCCUUGCCUUCGCUGCCCUGCUGUGUGUGUGUUCAAAGGCAUCCCUCGAUGGCGCUCGCUUCCCUCCCUGCAAGCCGCCUACCCACGCUAAGCCACGGAGGCCACCCAGUCGUAGAUCCUGCAGUACCCCCCCGUGUGGCGAGCUUCCCCCAGGGUUUCCCUGCAAAGGACCACCCCGCUCGCCAUCUUCAGCAGCUCGCUGGGGGGCCCCCGCGGGGGCCCCAGGGGACAGCUGGCCCUCGCACGCCCGAGAGGCUCCACGAGCAUCUAGCGGCAGAAGGCAGAUCCUACACUGUGAGCGCUCUCACCAAUCAGCAACUCGCCAACUUCCACACCCAGAGGAUGGACGCUGGAGGCUUGACUGUGGGGAGGCCUGGAGGACUGGGUCCGACAGGAGGGGAUGCCCUCCAUGACGCUUCACUGCGCGUGCGCAGCCUCAGGGAUGAUGACAAUCCUCAGACGGAUGCAGCCGGCGCUAUCCCGAAAGCCCCUGUAGACGUGCCUCAGAAGGGGGUCUCCUCAUACUGCUUUCGGGAGCAGGGCCCCCUGGGAGGGCCCCCUAGACCACAGUGGAGAGAACCCGAAAGGCAAGCCUUGAGGGCCCCUGCCCCCCACUUCGGCGCCUUAAGAGACCCCCCUGAUACCCCCGCUGCCGCAGCAGUGCUCCACCUGGAAGGGCCCCCCACAACUGCCUCACGCCAGGCAGCGUCCGCGGAGAUGGCGCUGGAGCUCCGACAACGGCCUCAAGCCACCUCCGGCUUGCUCGCUUCUGGGGAACCCCCCAGAGAGAACGACAUCUCGAGAGAACUGACCUCAAGCUCCUCGCUACCUUUCCAGCGCGGGAUGAUGAAUGGUGCCACUUCUGGAGCUGCCUCGGGAUUGCGAAUGGCCCUACCCACCUUCGAUGCUCUUGCAGCGGUGCUUGCGCCUCCCCCGCCGGAAGAUCGGGGGCCCUCAAGAGACAGCAGUGCUGCAAGGAACAAGGACCUUAAGACGAAGGGACGCGUAUCCGUGUCUGGGGUGUUUCUUGACGCUGCAUUCCCCGCGGCGAGAACCCCUCCUGCAGACUUCCAGACGAUCCCUUUGGAACGGCACGGUCCCCCCCGCCAAGCCCUUCUUGCUGUUGCUUCAGCAGCGGCCAAAGAUACUCUGGAGGCGCUCAAGAAAGGAGGCAGGAUUGUGCUGCGGCUACCAUGGGCAGAAGGAGGGAGCUCUCCAAGCGAGAAAACCCCCCAAGCAGCAGAUAUUGCAAAUCGAACUUGUGCGGUGAACAAGGACCCCAAGGCACCAGUAGGCGUCCCUCCCCCCCCAACCCCUCAGCAUACUCCGGAAAGCCUAAGACGAAGUGUGGCUGCCCUAGUAGGCCCACUUAACGAACUCGAGAGCUCAGGCGGCCCUUAUGGACCUCCCGUAGAGAUAGACGCUGCUGCGUCUGCUCUUGCCAUUGUACGAGUCACCCCGGCAAGUCGAGCUGCUGCUGCUGCGGGUUCAGCAGCAGCAGCAGCUGCUGCUGCCCUGAGGAAAGCGUCCUUUGCUCCCACUGCAGCAGGAGAGAGAGAAAGCACAAUAGCUACUGCCGGGGAGGCUGUAACGGCAGCGGCAGACUUCCUUGGCCAGGUGCUUGCUGCUACACUCGACGCCUGGCGCCUGUCCCUCCUAGAGAAGCGGAACAGCCACCAGAUCUCCCCUGCAAAGGCAGACGCUCUGGGGGCGAUCGCUGAAGUCGCAGCAGGCCUGGCUCUCGAGCAGCUGCAGAAACGCAGCCGUUCGCUCCGAAUGGCCUUCGAGGAUACGCAAAGAACUCGUCUAGAGAAUACAGAGAGGCAACGGAACGAACGCCUUGCUCAGGAGUCGAAAGGCGCUGCCCUCACAGCCUUCCUCAGUGUAAGCUUGCCAGACGGUGAAGGUCGUCAGGAAGAAGCAGAAAUUCGGGUGGCACCCAGGACGGUGCAGCAGCUGCAGGCCGACUGUAUCGCUGCGGCAGAAGCCACCGGACAGCUCAGCAUCGUCAGCCAGUCCGCCUUGGCUACCCACAGAAAGCAGCUAAGAAAAAUAGAGUCCCAAAUGGUAUUGCGGGCCAAUCAGGCACUGAGGUUGUUGGAGGUUCUGGAACAAAAGAAGCGCCAGCUGUUAGGCUCAGCAGCACUCUUCCAUCGUUGUGUUAUGCCCGAGACGGAUGAAAAAACAGUCCUGAGCAGACUGCAAAAGUUCCAGUUACAUGCUGAGCGAAUUCCAGUGGAUGAGGUGGAGAACGAAGUCAAUGGCGCUCAACGCAGCAGAGGUAGGGGAGGGUUUGGAGGCUCCGUAAGGGCGCCUCGCCGCAGUUCUCUUGAGUGCCGUCUCUCGGAUUGUUCUCUUUUCACCGCUUCAUAUCCACACUCUCAAGAGGAUUUUAGAUUUUCUCUAAGUUCCCUUUUGAAUGACUCUCCUUCAAGUCUUAAGGCAACGACUCCCCCAGAAGGGACGCUUGCUGAAGGCCCUUUAGAGGAAUCUCUGCCGGUGGCUCCCCAAGAGAGGCCCCUAGAGGCUGACACCCCCCAGGAUGCCGCCCGGGAAGCCAGGACCAUACAUUCGCGUACACAGGAAACAGCGUGUCUCUUCGAGCAGCCUCAAAUACAAGGCGUGGACCCGCCAGAAACGACCACACCAGUUCGAAUUGGAAUGUCGAGACCUAUCGGGCCGGGGGAGGGAUUUACUGGAACUUUUUCCCUCCGCAGCCUCAUGGGAUCUCGGCAUAUGCGUUGA